Halteromyces radiatus is the source of this 1457-nucleotide messenger RNA. RefSeq names its product signal peptide peptidase-domain-containing protein. Bases 90 to 1361 code for a protein of 423 amino acids. Gene Ontology annotation, cellular component: lumenal side of endoplasmic reticulum membrane; membrane; cytoplasmic side of endoplasmic reticulum membrane. The record is from RefSeq and is a predicted model, not a curated record. NCBI's taxonomy places the organism in Eukaryota, Fungi, Mucoromycota, Mucoromycetes, Mucorales, Cunninghamellaceae. Gene Ontology annotation, biological process: membrane protein proteolysis. Gene Ontology annotation, molecular function: aspartic endopeptidase activity, intramembrane cleaving. The transcript has 3 exons.
CUUUCUUUUCUUUUCUACUUUCUUUUCUUUUCUACUUUCUUUUCUUUUUUACUUUCUUUCUUUUUCUUUUUUUAUUUAAUCUGCAAAAAAUGAGUUCUAGUGAUACACAAGAACUUGGACUCAAGAUAGCCUAUGGUGCCUUGUUGACAAUGGCUGUAGUACCUAUUUAUAUUGGUUCUUUCGCGUCUCUAUCAGGUAUGAAACGACCAGCGAAUGCUCCCAAAAAGAAAUCAACCUCUCCUUUGGAAGACUCUGAUGAUGAAGAAAGUAUCUCUGAAACGCUUAGUGCUAACGAUGCUUGGAUGUUUCCAAUCAUGGGAUCUAUCACUCUCUUCUCUCUUUACUUGAUCUUCCGUUAUGUGGACAAGGAAUAUAUCAAUUUGGCGAUCACAGCUUAUUUUGGAUUGAUGGGUACCUUGGCUAUGGCAAAAACUGGAUUAUUAUUUGCACAAAAAUUAGUUCCUACAUCUCUUCUUCAACAUAUUCAACCCUAUAGACUUACAUUUAGUACAAAAGGAAAAGAUGUUUUUAGAUUAAAAUUGACAAUUGUUCAUCUUUUCUUACUUUUGGCUUCUGUGGUAUUGACGGUUUAUUAUUCAUUGACAAAGAACUGGAUUGCUUCUAAUGCUUUUGGUCUUGCCUUUUCCAUCAAUGCUAUUCAAUUAUUGUCGUUGGAUUCUUUCAAGACUGGUAUGAUCCUUCUCAGUGGUCUUUUCUUGUAUGAUAUCUUUUGGGUGUUUGGUACUGAAGUGAUGGUUAGUGUUGCAAAGAGUUUUGAUGCUCCUAUCAAGGUGAUCUGGCCUCGUGAUAUCAUUGAUUAUGUUUUGAACUCGGAUACAAAAACAACCUUUGCUAUGCUUGGUCUUGGUGAUAUUGUCAUUCCUGGUAUUUUCGUUGCAUUAUGUUUAAGAUAUGAUCGACAUAUGGCUUGGAAGAAGAAUCCAUCUGGUGAUUUCCGAUCUACUCAAUUUAGCAAGCCUUAUUUCACAUCUUGUUUGAUUGCUUACUUUUUAGGAUUGGUGACGACCAUGGCUGUCAUGCAUAUCUUCCAUGCUGCCCAACCUGCCUUGUUAUACUUGUCUCCUGCUUGCAUUCUCUCUGUAUUGAUCACUGCUGCCAUUCGUGGUGAACUUUCUCAAGUGUUCCAAUACACCACCGAAGAAGAAAAGACGGAUGAAAAAACCAAGAAGAAAUCCAAGAAAUCUACCAAGGAUCAGGAUGAAAAAGUGACAAAGGAAACAACUGAAAACGAUGAAGAAGAAUUCGUCAAUUUGAACGCUGAAUCCUUAUCUCCCUCUCAAUCUCCCAGUACAAAGACCAAGAAGACCAAGAAGACCAAGAACAAGACUAAAUCUUCCUAGUUUAGUUCCCUACUGUUAUUAUUUUUUUUUUUUUUAAAAACCAUUCAAAAAUAAAAAUAAAAAAUAAAAAUAUCAAUCUGUACACAUCAAAUAUAA